This is a messenger RNA of Salvelinus namaycush (lake trout), 1431 nucleotides long. Its product is annotated as homeobox protein Hox-B1b-like. The record is from RefSeq and is a predicted model, not a curated record. The coding region runs from base 63 to 962 and encodes 299 amino acids. Lineage: Eukaryota; Metazoa; Chordata; Actinopteri; Salmoniformes; Salmonidae. Gene Ontology annotation, molecular function: DNA-binding transcription factor activity, RNA polymerase II-specific; RNA polymerase II cis-regulatory region sequence-specific DNA binding. Gene Ontology annotation, biological process: regulation of transcription by RNA polymerase II. Gene Ontology annotation, cellular component: nucleus. The transcript has 2 exons.
ACAGGGAAGAGCAAUUAAGGUGGACUGACCCGUCUUCAUUAAUUUUGCCAUAACAAUACAGGAUGAACUCUUACUUAGAUUAUACCAUUUGUAACAGGGGGACUAACAUAUUCAACGCCAAUGCCGGAUACCACCAUUUAAACCAUGGAUACAUGUCCUCCUUAUCUUCCAAUUCAUGCGCAACAAGUGAUAGUUUUGUGUCGGAUGGGCGGUUAGUUGGCGGUUCUUCGGUGCACCAGACUUCGAGCCACCCUCUCCACCAGCCCCUGCUACAUCAUAUAGAUCUCCAGUUUGGCUCAACGGGAAACUCGGUGUAUGGCUCGCCAACAGGGCCAAACUUGGAUUAUGGACCUCAUCAAUACGCUCUAAUUCAUGAACAAGAACGAGGUUUCAUUCAGUCGCCUGGGAUUCCUGUGUCAGCCAUUGGAACGAACAUGCCCCCCCUGGCCGAAGGGAACAGUGAGCCAGGGUCUGCACCAAGCAGCCAGUAUCUGCACUUUUGCAGUGGAGAACAGGGGCAACAAGAAUACUUGGAGAGUAUUUACUCGAGAUUAGUUCCUUCCCAAUAUAGUGAUAAGGAUUCGGAUGAUUUCAAUGCAGAUUUAACUUCAAAAACUUUCGACUGGAUGAAAGUUAAGAGGAAUCCCCCUAAAACAGUUUCAGAAUAUGGAGUCCCUGGUCAACAGAAUGUAAUCCGUACCAACUUCAACACAAAGCAGCUGACAGAGCUCGAGAAGGAGUUCCAUUUCAACAAGUACCUGACCAGGGCCCGGCGAGUGGAAGUUGCCGCUAUUCUCGAGCUCAACGAAACUCAAGUGAAAAUUUGGUUCCAAAACCGCAGGAUGAAGCAGAAAAAGCGUGAGAAAGCAGGCACUGUCUUUCUAAACACAGCAGUACCGGCAAAUGAUUUGGGAGAGAUCGCCUCAUCUCCUGAUGUGUCACCAAGCUCGAAGACCGCAUAAAGCAAUCGUUUUACAAAUAACAUUUGAAUUACCGCACUCAUGGUGCUGCACUUUACUUGUCACAUUUUCAAGGAUACUGCAGGUUUCAGGGUUUAGGUGCACUAAUUUCUGCAAACAAUUUAGUUUAAUGUUUGCACUAUUUACGGGUAUUUUCUACAAAUACAUUUAGAUAAUUAUGUGAGAAGUUAGAAAUAAAAUGUUUGUUUUGAAAAGUCUGUAUUUGUGCUGAUUUGUACAUUUGUGAGCGAAUGAAAUGUUCCCAUACAGUAGGCUAUAAAGUAUUUAUUGAAUGUGACAAUAAGGAUAAGAAAAUCUAAAUCUAUGGAACUAAUUGAAUUGUUCUUCGAUGUUCUUUCUACGCAAAUAGUAUUUUGGAAGUCAACAUUGUUUAACUGUUGUUGAAACUGUUUUAUAUCUGCCUACUCAUGAAAUUAGGAAUCAGAUGGAAAAAUAUGUAAUUUUCAUUGAA